This is a messenger RNA of Danaus chrysippus (African queen), 1203 nucleotides long. Lineage: Eukaryota; Metazoa; Arthropoda; Insecta; Lepidoptera; Nymphalidae. The record is from the annotation of a GenBank genome assembly.
AUGGUUGCUAUCAGAAUAUUAGUAAUAUUCACACUCAUACCUACAAUACUAUCACAAUGUACCGUGGAGAAAGCUGAACCUUUAUUCAGAAGAUCAGUUUAUGAGUUCUCAGUGAAUCUAUUAUCAAGAAUCGCUUUAGAAAAGGAUAAUCAUUUCGUGACAUCGACGUUUUCUAUAUGGGUAUUGCUUUCCUGCGCGUCGCUAGGCGCUUCGGGCGGGACACUGCAAGAACUGAAGCAAGUAUUACAGUUGAAUGACAACAAAUGCUUCAAUAAUAAAUACAUGAAGCUAGCCAGUACAGUGACAAGCAAUAAUGAUACUGAUGUCAUAUUAGAACGUAGUGCCUUAAUAUUUGUUGAUAAAACAAUAUCAUUAUCAGAUUUCUACAAAGCUAGACUAAGUAUGACAUCAAUUGCUGAUGUUGAAACAGCGUCCUUUGAUAAUCCAGAUGUAGUUGCGUACGUUAUAAACGAGUAUGUGAGACGAGCUACUCAUGAAACUAUAGAAGAUAUAAUAACUCCAGCAGAUUUGGAAAACUCUUUAAUUGUGAUGCUGGAUGCAAUCUUCUUUAAAGGUAUUUGGAAGACACAGUUCUCUGUCGAAGAUACUGAAGUUAGCGCGUUCUAUAACGACUUGGGUGAUUCGAUCGGCGAUGUGAACCUUAUGUUCAUUAGUUCACAGUUCAGAGUCGGUAUAAUCAAACAGAUUGACGCUCAGAUAUUGGAACUACCCUACGGAGACAGCGAUAGAUAUUCCAUGAUCCUUUUCCUUCCAUUGGACGGCGUGCCCCUAUACAACGUGAUCAGCAACCUCAAAUCUAUCAAUUUAGCGUCAAUAAAGAACUUCCUAAACAUCGAUCCUAUAACAGUACAGGUUCAAAUCCCUCGUUUCGAGAUUUCCUCUGAUCUAAACAACUUGAAGGAGCUCAUGAUCGACAUGGGUUUGAAGACUAUGUUUGAAGACCGGGCAGACUUUUCGUUUAUGUCAGAUUUCCCGCUACACAUAUCUAAUUUCAUACAGAAAGCUCAUAUAGAGGUUACAGAAGAAGGUACUGUGUCAAGUGCGUCUACGCUAGACGAUUUUUCAUUCAGGAGUAUGCCUUACCAGUUUAUCGCCAACAAACCAUUCCUAUACAUGAUUGUCGAUAAACAAGUUGAAGUGCCUCUCUUCAUGGGAGCCUAUUCGAAGCCAUCCUUGUAUUAA